AUGGCAAAUUCAUCUAAUUAACAAGAAAGCAGCAAUCAAUUGAGAGAUUUAUUAGGGUAGUUUGGAUUGAAAAAGAUAGAGUAGUAUUAAACGAAUGAAGUGACUAAUUUCAUCGAUAAGCUUAAACAUAAUCAGGCAGGUUUAAACACAUUCAUAAGGGAGUUAAAUAAGUCACAGCAGAUGGCUUUAGGCAAGUAAGCUGCUGCAAUAAGCAUUAGUUCACAUCAUAGAACCUUCAACGAUGCCAAAUAUAGUAGCAAGAGCAAAUAAAGCAGAAAUAUGACUGCAGCUUCUAAGAUUAGGCCUUAAACGAAUGGAGUUACAGGCACAUCAGCAUAGUCUGAAACGAUGAACAGUAGUUUUUUUGGUUAGCGAUUGCAACGAUUAAAAACAGCUGCUACUACUCAAGAUCACCGACUACGGAAGUACGGCAAAAGCAACAAUAACGAUCAAUUGUUGAAUAAUACAACAGUGGAUCUCAAUCUUACUUAAAAGCUAGAUAUGAAUCCAUUGAGUGAGUAGUUCAGCGGAUUGCAUGGAGGGAAAAAUAGAUCAAUGGUUAUGGGCCAUUCUGCUGGCAAUCAAUCCUAUAGAUCAGAUAAUUUGAUUUAAGGAUCAGGAGGAGCUAAUGGCACCUACUCUUAAUACUACUACUUUAAGUUUAUACAUCCUGAGAACCGUAAACUCAUUUAAACCUAGCAAAAGAAAAGAGAGAAGUUUAUUCCGGAGACUGAUACAGAAAAGAGCUCUUUUAAGUAGAGAUUUAAGUUAUACAUGGACCAGGUGAACUAGGAGGAAGAAGAUACUUAUGAAUCCGAACUCAAGGAGAAAAAAUAAAAACUAGCAGACAAAAUGAUGAGGACUGAAGUCAAACUGAAUAUGUAUAGGACCUUUCAUGAAGGGAUAAUUGAUACUGAUGAGUAUGAAUAAAAAGUGAAAAAUCAUCAUUCGAUAUAUGAGACGAUGACUUAGGUGACUGAAAAGGAUAGAGAUAAAGAGAAAUAUAAGAAUAGUUUGAUUAAAAUAAAUCUGAUUAGAUCUGAAACACAGGAUGGUAGAAACUCCUAGUAAAAACUUAUCAAAAUUGAUACUUCGACAUAAUCGCAUAAAAUCUCUCGAAAUGAAAGUCCUCAAAAUUAAAAAAGUUAAAAAUCCAAGCAUUAAGAUAUCAUAGAAAUAAAUAAUUUAGACUAGACCAUUAAACAUAAAGCAUCUUUAUUACGAGUAAAUUAAAGCUUUUUUUAACGACUUUAGGCAAAUGAGUAGCUUGUUCAUAAGUAAUCAUUCAGAUAAAAGAACUCAAAGUAGCUGGAUCUAAACCCACAACUAAAGCAAAACAAGGACCAUCACAUCCAGAUAAUCAAGAAUCAACAUCUGGCAGUCAUGGCUGAGGAAAUUUAAUCAGCUACUAAAACUAAGUCAAAGAAACCACUUUCACAUUCUCUCUACGUUGAAAACAUUAAAAAGCUGAAGGAUCUUAUUAAGGGUGAGCACUUCAAGACUCUAUGCCAGCAAGAGAACAAUAGCAGUAUUCAGUUUAGGAAUUGCAGACUGACUAAGAUAAGACUGAAGUAAUACAUUGCCUAGAGAUAUGGUAAUUCAAUUGCAGACAAACUCAUAAUGAUUAUGGAUUUUACUAACCCUAUAGACUAUGCUAGCUUUUUGUAAUAACUAGAACAAUUUUUGAAGAACAAAGAUUUACUGAGACUGGUUGCUUUUGAUAUAUACGACUUCAACAAUGAUGGCAAGAUAUCAGAUAUCGAUCUUUUCAAGAUAUUUUCAUUCUUCAGCAAGGGCUAAAACCAGUUGAUAUUCGAGCAAGCCUUCUAAACCGAUUUAUGCGCUAUUAGUAAGCUUGUCUAAGCCAAGAAGCUUUUAAAAGAAAAUGGAGGAGUCUUGGACCCCAGAGAGACUGUACAUUCUUCCCCAGUCUUAGUUAAAAAGUAUCAGUAAAAAUAGAGAAAUAGUGAGGACAUUCAACUUAGGAUAAAGAAAGUGACACAGCAAACUUCAGAGAUAGGAAUAAAUAUGUUCAACUAGAGACGAGUAAUUGAAGAUAAUAGUGAUGAUGACGAUGGAAAAACUGAAAAAGACGAGCAGGAUUUCUUUGGUCCUUCCAAUCAUUUCUAUAGACAUAUGAAAGCGAUAUCAAAGCAGAAGAAUAAAAAUGGUCCAUCUGAGGCUUAGAUAGAGGAGUAUAAGAAAUAACUCAAUGCUCAGAAUAAUGCCUAAAAAGUCAGCAGAUCCUCAUCUCUAGCUAAAAAUACAUUGAGCAUUUAUCAAUAAUAGAAACUUAUGAAGUAAAUGCAUUAGUAAAAUAACAGUAGUCAUAACACAUCAAUUAGUGAUACUGUACAAGCUAAGAAGGACUUGUAGAAUUAAAACUAUUAAACUCUAUUGCAAAAUCCACUAUGGGAUGAUUUCUUCAAUUCCUAUAUGGAGAACACUCAGGUUAAAAUUAACAUUGGAAUUAAAUUGGAGGACUUUUAAAGACUCACCUUUGGACCUGAAACCAAUGACAUGCCUAAUUUCAUUAUAGAUUUCGUAGAUUACUUGAUAGGGCUGCCAGGGACUUUCAGGAGAGUGUUGAAUCACAGCAUGAAUCUAAAGACUGUGCAAAAUGAUCACUCUAUGAGUUCUCAAAAAUCCCCUUACUUGGGUAGUCAAGAAGACAUGUUCUUGAGUAGUUCCUAGAAUUUGCAAAGCGGCAAUCUUCUCAAUAACUCUUAGAAUAUGAAUAGCCACCUUCAGUAUAGAGAGUUCUAAAACAGAUUAUCGCAAAUAAAGUAAUAGUUGAAUCAGAAUCAGUAGAAAGCGCUCAUUACAGCUUUCUUAAUCUUAUCAGGUAAUAAGCCAGAAGAGGAGCCACAAACAAGAAAAUCUACUAAGAAGUAGAAAAUAGAAGAUUUGAGCGAAAAGUAUAAUCUGAUGGAGUAUAUACUUACUGAAUAAAGCAUUAUGGACAACUUUGAAGUUCUAUUUGGAGGGCAUUAGAUUGAUAUACUUGCUAAGCUUAUUUAUCUCUAUCUAGCUAAGUGCAAAGAAUGCAUAAAAAUUGGAUUUCUAAGAUUUGCUGAUGCUUUUAUGCCCAUUCUUAAUGAAUUGACUGAGAAAAGAAACGAGUUCAUAUUUAAACUACUUGACGUAGGCAGUCAGGGGAAAAUCAAUGUACUCCACUUGAUACAAUAUUUCAAACAUAUUCAAACUAACUCAGCUUUUGGUCAAGAAAUUUACAAGUAAUAAAAUGAAGCUAAUCAAAUAUAGGGUGUUUGUGGAGUAUAAGGAAAGAAACAUUUUGAUGAAGUUUGGGUUCAGAGCGUAGAUUAUCUUGAAUUUUUCCACAUUUAACAGAAUAAUCAAGCACUCCUGUUUGGUCAAUGA
This is a messenger RNA of Stylonychia lemnae, 3381 nucleotides long. Lineage: Eukaryota; Ciliophora; Spirotrichea; Sporadotrichida; Oxytrichidae. The record is from the annotation of a GenBank genome assembly.